AUGGCUUCGGGCACGAAGAAUCGUCUCUUCAUUCUCCUGGCCAUUUGCCUCAUUUCCGGCCAAGCAUUCCCCCGUGAUUCGUCGCCGACGACCACCAAUUCGCUACGCUCGUGCGGAAUUGCUCUCAUCGAAAGAGUCUACUCGUUGUGCCCCCAAGGAUGUUCCGCAGAGAGAUUCGGUAAGAGAGCACUUGGCAGCAGUGCCACAGAGAGAGAGAGAACGCCCGACGAAAACUUUCAGACAUUUCCACGUACGCGUGCGGCAUCGGCAUGACCGAUAGGCUACUUCAGGCCAAGUGCUGCAGCGCCAAUCUUCGCAUGUGA
This is a messenger RNA of Caenorhabditis sp. 36 PRJEB53466, 323 nucleotides long. The record is from the annotation of a GenBank genome assembly. Lineage: Eukaryota; Metazoa; Nematoda; Chromadorea; Rhabditida; Rhabditidae.